AUGUUUUCAAAUAUUGGUCGUGGACCACAGGUGAAGAAAGCAGUUUCCACUGUGAAUCAUUCAGCAAAAGUUUUCGCUUCAAAAAGAUUCAAUUCAACGUCACCUCAUGCCCCAACCCCAAAGUUUCCCCAGUUGAAGGAGAGCGACAAGUUUCCUGAUGGGACCCCUGAUUACGUGAAGCUUAUCCUUACUUCUAAAGUUUAUGACUUUAUGGACGAAACUCCUCUUACACAUGCAGUUUCAUUGAGUUCUAAACUAAACACCAAUGUGUAUUUGAAGCGUGAAGAUAUGACCCCAGUUUUUUCUUUCAAGCUUAGAGGUGCAUCUAACAUGAUUGGGAACUUGUCAGACGAGCAAAAGAAAAAAGGUAUCGUUGCUUGCUCUGCCGGGAAUCAUGCUCAAGGUGUUGCCUAUAGCGCCAACAAACUCGGAAUCGAAUCCACUAUCGUUAUGCCUUUGGCGACCCCAGAAAUCAAGUUCAAAAACGUCAGACGGUUGGGAUCAAAUGUGGUAUUGUAUGGUGACGACUUUGACGCUGCUAAAUCUGAAUGUAAGAGGUUAGAAUUACAGGAAGGUUACACUAAUAUCCCACCAUUUGAUCAUCCAUAUGUUAUUGCUGGUCAAGGAACUAUUGCCAUGGAAUUAUUACGUCAAAUCAGCGGUAGUAAGAUAAACGCUGUGUUCUGUGCCAUCGGUGGUGGUGGAUUAAUUGCCGGUGUUGCUGCAUACUUGAAAAGAAUUGCCCCACAUAUCAAAGUUAUUGGUGUCGAGACUUAUGAUGCUCCUGCCAUGCAUGGAUCUUUGAAAAAUGGUGAAAUAAAGACUUUAGAUAAAGUUGGUUCUUUCGCCGAUGGUACUGCUGUUAAAGUUGUUGGGACUGAAACUUUCAGAGUUUGCUCCAAGUAUGUUGACGAAACAGUUCUUGUCAAUACCGAUGAAAUUAGUGCUGCUAUUAAGGACGUCUUUGAGGACACCAGGGCUAUUGUCGAGCCAAGUGGUGCUAUGACAGUUGCCGGUAUUAAAAAGUAUAUUAGUGCUCAUUCAGAAAUAGACCAUUCAAAGAACUCAUAUAUUUCCGUGCUUUCUGGUGCCAACAUGAACUUUGAUAGAUUGAGAUUUGUGGCGGAAAGAGCAGUUCUUGGUGAAGGUAGAGAAGUAUUUAUGCUCGUGGCUAUCCCAGAUGUUCCAGGAUCAUUCCUUAAAUUACAAAAUGUCAUUCAUCCAAGAUCGGUGACUGAAUUUUCUUACAGAUACUCGCUUAAGAUUUCUCAAGGCGGGGAAGUUAAGACCAACAAUGCAUACAUUUACACUUCAUUCAGAGUCAACAGCCGCGAACUAGAAGUUGAAGAAGUUAUCAAUAAAUUGUCUGCUUUAGGUUUCGAAGCCGUUGACAUCAGUGACAACGAAAUUGCAAAGAACCACGGUAGAUACCUUGUGGGAGGUAAUGCUGAUUUACCUAACGAAAGACUUCUUAGUUUCACAUUCCCAGAAAAGCCUGGUGCUUUGACCACUUUCUUGACCCAUAUGAAGAACCAAUGGAACUUGACUUUGUUCCAUUACAGAAACCAUGGCCAAGAUGUUGGUAAAGUGUUGGUAGGCCUCGAUGUUCCUCCACAAGACGAAGAGAAAUUGGAGAAAUUCUUGGAAGAUUUGAAGUAUGAUUAUCAAAAUGUCACCGAUAAUUAUGUCUUGCAAAAAUUUCUCAAGUGA
This is a messenger RNA of Saccharomycopsis crataegensis, 1710 nucleotides long. RefSeq names its product threonine ammonia-lyase ILV1 (gene ILV1). Gene Ontology annotation, biological process: L-threonine catabolic process; L-serine catabolic process. The transcript has a single exon. NCBI's taxonomy places the organism in Eukaryota, Fungi, Ascomycota, Saccharomycetes, Ascoideales, Saccharomycopsidaceae. Bases 1 to 1710 code for a protein of 569 amino acids. Gene Ontology annotation, molecular function: threonine deaminase activity; L-serine ammonia-lyase activity; pyridoxal phosphate binding. The record is from RefSeq and is a predicted model, not a curated record.